Messenger RNA from Miscanthus lutarioriparius, 1422 nucleotides. NCBI's taxonomy places the organism in Eukaryota, Viridiplantae, Streptophyta, Magnoliopsida, Poales, Poaceae. The record is from the annotation of a GenBank genome assembly.
AUGGGGGACUGCGUCGUCGAGGACGGCCACGGGCACCACCACUCGGAGGCGGUGGAGGGCGCAGCGAUGGAGGGCGCGGUUCCGUUGAAGGUAGCCGUAGAGCUCGAUGAGCGGGCGGGAGAGUCGCGGGAGGAGGGUGGCGGGCAGCGGAAGAAAGUGGGCGGGAUCCGAAGGGAGCCGUCGUUCUCGCGGUGGUGCAGGGACCCCUCUGUCGCCGCCGCCUCCAAUACCGCAGCUGCUGCGGCGACCAGCGACAGCGACGACUCAGAGGAGUUCGAGCUGCCGCUCCUGUCAUCCUCCUCGGGCGGCGGCAGCUCACCGAUGGACAUUGAGGCGGGGGCGACGGCGAGAUCUGAUGAUCUGCCGAUCUCGCCGAGGUUGCUUGCGAAGGUCAUCGGGUUGAUAGCGUGCUGGUACACGCUCAGCACAUGCUUGACGCUGUACAACAAGGAGAUGCUGGGGAAGCACAUGUGGAAAUUCCCGGCGCCAUUCCUGAUGAACACAGUGCAUUUCACGUUGCAGGCUGUGGCGUCCAGGGCCAUCGUGUGGUUCCAGCAACGCGGCCUGGAGGGAGGGCCAAUUAAAAUGUCGUGGAAGGAUUACUGUUUACGAGUUGUCCCAACAGCUUUGGCUACUGCUCUUGAUAUAAAUCUGAGCAACAUUUCACUUGUUUUCAUUACUGUGACAUUUGCUACAAUGUGCAAAUCUGCUUCUCCAAUUUUCAUUCUUCUGUUUGCUUUUAUGUUCAGGCUUGAGAAACCGAGCUUUAGCCUUCUUGGAAUCAUGCUGGUUAUUUCAUUUGGAGUUCUACUAACAGUUGCUAAAGAGACAGAAUUUAAUCUGUGGGGAUUUAUAUUUAUUAUGCUUGCUGCUGUUAUGUCUGGUUUCCGCUGGUCCAUGACUCAGAUUCUUCUCCAGAAGGAGGAAUACGGAUUAAAGAAUCCUUUUACUUUGAUGAGCCAUGUUACCCCGGUAAUGGCAAUAGUAACAGCAAUUAUUUCCAUUGUGAUGGAUCCAUGGCACGACUUCAGAGCAAGCCACUUUUUUGAUAGUUCUGCUCACAUAAUAAGAAGCAGCUUGUUGCUGCUUCUAGGUGGCGCUUUGGCCUUUUUCAUGGUUUUGACAGAAUAUGUCCUUGUUUCUAUGACUAGUGCUGUAACAGUGACUGUAGCAGGAAUUGUGAAGGAAGCUGUCACUAUUCUGGUUGCUGUGCUAUUCUUUCAUGAUCCAUUUACAUGGUUAAAGGCGCUUGGGUUGGCAAUAAUAAUAUUUGGUGUCAGUCUAUUUAAUAUUUACAAGUAUAAAAGGUUCAAAAAAGGGCAUCACAAUGAAGAUACUGGGACAAAUAUCCAAUCUUCUAAUGGGACUUCAAAAUACGUUAUCCUUGACGAUGAUACUGAAGCUCAAGAUGAUACAGGCUGA